AUGGUCGACUGCCAGAUCAGUGAUGCACUGAUGAUGGCUAGUGACAGACUGGUACAAGAAACAGGUUUUCUUCGUGGUUCUGUGUGGACUCGUGGUGCGAUGAGGCGUUGGAAGAAGUCUGAGGGGAAGGAUGACGAGUCAUUCCUCAGCUCAGGCGCACUAGAACAUUUAUGUCCCCACCCUAACGGUAACCAAGCCAAGUUUUCUGAUGUCCUCACGUCAUUACAUGAUUACUUUUUUGGCGAACUUGCUGGACGUCAUUUCCAGCGAUGGCCUGACCCGCUCGCUGGUGCUAGGGCCGUUCACGUCCAUGUUUACGAGGGGUUCAGGGGACCAGACUCUACGAAUCCCAUGGCAUAUGCAACACCAUGA
Bipolaris maydis ATCC 48331 is the source of this 372-nucleotide messenger RNA. NCBI's taxonomy places the organism in Eukaryota, Fungi, Ascomycota, Dothideomycetes, Pleosporales, Pleosporaceae. The record is from RefSeq and is a predicted model, not a curated record.